Messenger RNA from Rodentolepis nana, 819 nucleotides. The record is from the annotation of a GenBank genome assembly. Lineage: Eukaryota; Metazoa; Platyhelminthes; Cestoda; Cyclophyllidea; Hymenolepididae.
AUGUCAAAUCAACUAAUUACAAAUCGUUCGUGCUCUCGUCCGCCAGACCAAGUUUUAAUCGGUAGUGCUCUAGCAUCUACUCUAGGUGUAUUAGUUACUCAGCCUCUCGAUGUCCUUAAAACUCGACUACAAGGCCCUCCCAUCCUCAGCGCUCACUCAAGUGUUGGUGUUUUUAAAACUGCCACAGCUUUAUGGUCAGAAGUUCCAUCUCAAAACCACUUGUCAUUUCGUUUACGAGCGUUUUGGGCAGGAACUAUCCCCUCUUUAUGGCGAUCAGUUCCCGGUGUUUGUGCUUAUUUUAGCACAAUAAAUUUACUUCAACCAUACUUGUCAAGUAGUGGUUCUCCCUCUUUAAAUUCUUUCUCUCUGGGUUUUACAAGUCGAUGUAUUGUGGGAACUGUCUUGCUUCCCUUCACGGUAGUUAAAGCUCAAGCUGAGGCUGGACUGAGCCAAAAUCGAUCAACAUUUGAGGCGCUUCGUUGGAUUUACAAAACUACCAAGCUGAAAGAUAGAACACCUCCGGAGGAUAUCCCGACUUAUUUAUUUAGCCUCUGUGCCUUUUUUGCGGCGUUCUGCGCUACUGCUGUAACACAACCUGCUGAUGUGCUUCGGUCAAAUCGUCAGCUUUCCAUCACCACGGCCACUCAUCGAACACCCUGGACACAAGUCCUGCGUGAAACGGUCCGGAUUGACGGAAUUACUGGACCAUGGCGUGGAUUCUACCUCCGUCUUACUCGACGAUCCAUUUUUGCGGUGAUAACCUGGACACUAUUUGAUAAAAUUCUUAUCUCAUCUCAGAGUCCUUUACCAACCUCCUAA